AUGAAUUCUACAAAGAAGCAACUGGCAGAAAUGUUAGCGGAGUUACAGUCCAGAAGCAAAGCUCAAGUCAUCCUGGAAUCGGGUUUUUUGACUUUGAUUUUGUCGUUUUCGUUAGUCGCGAACUCCAUCACUCUCCUAGUCAUGCUGCUAAACCGUCGGCGAGAAACAAUUCAGACAAUUCCUAAUAUGUUAGUGGCAUCACUCGCUGUUACCGACUUAUGUUUGGGAGUUCUCGUGUCAGCUCUGUCAGGACCUGUUGCCCUGGUGACCUCCAGGUGGCCUUUUAAUGAUUGGAUCUGCCAAUUUUACGGAUACAUUUCCAUCACGUUGGCGGCUGCAUCGAUUCACACGUUGGUCUUGAUGGCGGUUAACAGAUUUUUUAGAAUUGUCAAACCAUCGAAAUAUCGCCGUUUCUUCACCAAGAAGAAAACCAUCAUCAUGAUUCUUAUGUCGUGGCUGCAUUCAAUGUGUGCUCCUUUGCCAUAUUUCCUCAGUGGUAAAAAGAUGGUUUUUCAUCCAUCCAAGUUCUUCUGUUAUCUUAGAAUCGAUAGUGGUGCAUUUGGCGCUGCCUUUGUGGUUGCAGUUUAUGUAGGGAUUCCAUCUUGUAUUAUCUUUUAUUGUUACCUUAGAAUCUUCAAGACAAUUCGUAGUCACAAUAACAACUUACAUUUCCCUGGAAACGGAAUUAAUAGCGUGAACGUGGAAGAAAUUAAAGUGGCACGCACACUAUUUGUGAUAGUGGUGUGUUUUAACCUUUGCUGGGCUCCAGUUUUGUUAAUUGACAUCGUGGACACGAUUCUUGGGAGAUGGACUUUCCCUCGCGAGGCGUACGUAGCAUACACGUUUUUGGCCAAUAUCAGCAGUGCGUUGAAUCCCUUGAUAUACGGUGUGCUUAACAAGAACUUCCGUAACGAUUAUAUCAAGGUGUUAAGCUGCAGAUGCUGCCGUGCUCAAGCUGCUGUAGAA
Porites lobata is the source of this 966-nucleotide messenger RNA. The record is from the annotation of a GenBank genome assembly. NCBI's taxonomy places the organism in Eukaryota, Metazoa, Cnidaria, Anthozoa, Scleractinia, Poritidae.